AAAGUUUAUUCGUGUUUUCAGUCGAUUUGGUCGCUACGCAGACCAAUUUUUAGUUCAUUAGAAUUGAUAUAAAAAAAUAAAUCAGAUUUCACGUGCAUUAUAAUCAAAUUUUUCGAAAAUUAAGAUUUUUUUCUGAGGAGCAAAAAAGAACGCAUCAUGACUGCUAAUCCGCCGGAGGAAACCUUCGACCAAGCCGAGUUUGACGAGGAUGACCUGGGUGAAGUUCAAAUAGAGUCGACAGCGGGACGGAAACGACUUUUCAGUAAAGAACUGCGCUGUAUGAUGUACGGCUUUGGAGACGAUCAGAAUCCCUACACGGAAAGCGUUGAUCUUCUCGAGGAUUUAGUGAUUGAAUUUAUAACGGAAAUGACACACAGAGCUAUGGAAAUUGGCCGAACCGGUCGAGUGCAGGUGGAAGACAUCAUUUUUCUGGUUAGAAAAGACGCCCGGAAAUAUUCCCGCGUUAAGGAUUUGCUAACGAUGAAUGAAGAACUGAAACGGGCUCGAAAGGCCUUCGAUGAAAUUAAGUACGUUGGAGCCGAAGCCAAGCUUAAGUGAGAAUGAAUGUUUGUACCUCUUCUAUGUUUAAAGCGCAAGAUUAAGAAGACUUUUUUUUUCAAUUUACCUGUUGUUUUACUAGAAACACCAAUGCGUGUACUCAGCAAAUGCAAAUAAAGCCACAAAAAUAUACAUAACGGAAA
Wyeomyia smithii (pitcher-plant mosquito) is the source of this 701-nucleotide messenger RNA. RefSeq names its product transcription initiation factor TFIID subunit 13 (gene Taf13). Gene Ontology annotation, cellular component: transcription factor TFIID complex. Lineage: Eukaryota; Metazoa; Arthropoda; Insecta; Diptera; Culicidae. The transcript is spliced from 3 exons. Gene Ontology annotation, molecular function: protein heterodimerization activity. The coding region runs from base 157 to 558 and encodes 133 amino acids. Gene Ontology annotation, biological process: transcription by RNA polymerase II. The record is from RefSeq and is a predicted model, not a curated record.